AUGUGGUACCUUCCCAACUCGAGUCAAGAGCAUCUGGAGCUAGCUUUUACGAUAGAUCAUGUCGUGUUGAAGAGUCUGAUAAUAUAUUCAGAGAUUGUUCGAGUAAUAGUGACAACACGCCUGGUCAGUUUACAGGUGCAAAGGCAACGACAGAUACAGCUUAUCUAUAAUGAGAGAAAUGCUGAACAUGGGGUUGUUUGCUCAUCUAUAUGCUUUGGUAGCAGUGCAGAGAGAGGAUCAAAUGAUCAGCCUCAUAAUCUAAAGAGGAAAACCCGAGAUAAUGAGGAUUCAUGGGAUGUUGAGUCUGACAUGGAAAUAUCUUUUGUUCAGGAUGUUGAAGAAGAAUCUGUCGAGCUGCAGAGUUUCUGCAAACAGAUGAGAAGGGAUAGGAUUAACGAAAAGAUGCGUGCAUUACAGGUGUUGAUGAAAAUGUCACUGCAUCGGAGAGCCAUCGUACAGAUUUUGCUUGCGAUUUCUCUCCUUUUGAACCAUUAUGAAGUUGAAGCAGAACAGAGGUUGUCUAAAGCAGAGGACUUAGAGUUAGAGAACCAACUAAAGCUUCUUAAUAAGCCGGCAAUCAAGACUAUUAAGGGCAAAUAUGGAGAACUAUAUGAUUGUGUAGACUUUUACAAACAACCUGCAUUCGACCAUCCUCUGUUGAAGAAUCAUAAUUUUCAUCCCCAGAUGAAACCUAUGUUAUCUAUGUUGCAAGGAGAUGACAUUUCUUCAAAUAUUAAUAGACCUUUUAACAUAGAGUUAGAAGGCGGAGGUUGUCCUGUUGGAACAGUUCCUAUUAGAAGAACUACAAAGGAAGACCUAAUAAGGCGGAGACUUACAUCGCAAAUGAGAGGGGGAGAUGAUUCUCCUGAUGGUAAUGGUACUGUUUCCGACGGAACCAAACCUUUGGGAGGAGGCUACAAGUUUGCAUCUGUACAAAUCCCAUACAGUCCAAGAAACAAAAUAGCAGGAGCAGGAGCAAUUAUUAGUUUGCAUAAUCCUCAAAAUCUUAGCGGGCAUCAACAUAGCGGAGGUCGUAUAAAAGUUCAGAAUGGGAUUGACAGCAUACAAGUUGGCUGGACUGCUGGAAAAUUAGCUUGUUAUAAUACUCAAUGUCCAGGUUUUAUACAAAUAAACACUGCAAUACCUUUAGAUGGGCAACUUCCAGGUUCUUCUUAUGGUGGACCUGUUUUUGAUGUACCGAUGCAUAUUGCUCGGGACAUGUCAAAUGGAAAUUGGUGGUUUUAUUUUGGAAUAACAGCAGUUGGAUUUUGGCCUGCAAAAAUAUUUACUAACUUAAAAGGAUUUGCAACAAGUGCUGAAUAUGGAGGAGUUGUGUAUAGUCCUCCUGGAAUUCCAGAACCUCCAAUGGGCAGUGGCUAUUUUCCUGUUGGAAACCUUAAAAAAGAUGCAUAUUGUAAGAAAUUUCAUUUCUUAACAGAUAAAAAUCAAACUAAGUCUUUAGAUGAUAUUUUAGUGAAAUUAUAUGCAAAUAGUCCAAACUUAUAUAGAGUUACUGAUUAUCCAAACUCUGGGGUUGCAACUGGGAAUUUAGUGUCAUAUGGAGGACCAGGUGAACAAUAA
Messenger RNA from Nicotiana attenuata, 1581 nucleotides. RefSeq lists its product as uncharacterized. The transcript is spliced from 10 exons. NCBI's taxonomy places the organism in Eukaryota, Viridiplantae, Streptophyta, Magnoliopsida, Solanales, Solanaceae. The record is from RefSeq and is a predicted model, not a curated record. Bases 1 to 1581 code for a protein of 526 amino acids.